GCGCCGAAGCUCCGGCUAUCAGACCCGGCAGUGGCGAAGCUGGUUUUUGACAGAUCUUGCACGUCGCCAUGACGUUGGCUAGAACAAAGAGUUUUUCCGCAGUUAAACCGGGGCUCCCAGCUGCAUCUGUCCAAUCACGUGCAGAGCUGAAGGACAAUUCAAAGUCUUGGCCUACCAGAUCGAGUCUAGCCUUGGUGCAUGAUUUUAUGAAGCGGAGGUGUUCGGUGCUGUGUGGCGCUCUGCCUUUCUCAACCCAGGCAAACCCAAAUCGCAUUGGAACAGACACCCAACCUCCGCCCCGAGUCGCACAGAAAGUGAGAAAGCUGCCCAUCAGCUAUUGUCUUUUUUUGCGCGAAGUAUCUGGAUGAGCAUUGUCUGUCUGGACCCCCAAUUCACACGGCGUUCCACCCGACUGGUGUUCACUUACUUAGUCUUUGAAGAGUCGAGUGCCAAGUUUCAAGUUCAGUGAAGAUACAGGGACGAUUCCCCCAGGCUGCGCUCGGUCUCUUUCAGCCAUCGCAACCGCUGCAAAGCCGCUGUAACCAACCAAGCACACGCUGUGCAGGGCGUGCUCAGCACCUUUCCCCUUCGGUUAUCGCCCACUUUUUACCUUGAUCCAUCAGCCCAGAUUCCGUCCAGAUCGACCCAUUCAGCAAGGCAACCUACAGUUUCCCCUUCCCCCAACCCCCUCGGGAAUCCAACAAACCUCCCAAGAUAUCGAUCCUGGCCCUGCAUCUGCCAUUCUUCGACCCGGCACUUGCUGGCGCCUAGGCGCUUCACCGCUGAGAGAUCUCGCUGUGUAAAGCGACGACAAACCGACACACUGGCCCACUCUUCAUCGCAUUCUCCGCAGCUCAUCGUCAUAUCGCAAGAGGGGGAAAACGCUGCAAAAAUCAGACGCAUGUAGCGUCUUCAGCGACAAUGUCCCUCGAAGCGAUUGGCGCUCCGGCGUCUGAGCCUACGAUUUUCAUGGAUGUUAAUCCGCCCGUCGUUGUCGUUGCCGUUGCCGACAGCUCAAAGCCCCUUGGUUUGAACUCGCCUCCCGACAGCAACAAUGCCAUGACUCUCGACGGUAGCGACUCGGAGCUCAGCGAUAUUGACGAGGUUGCCGACAAGCUUGACGGCAAACUUGAACUCAACGACGCGAUCCAAGACGAAAUCAGACUGGAGACGGAGCCUGCUCCUGCUCCUGCUCCUGCAAACGAAACACAACAAAAUGAACCGGAGGCACAACCAGGACCAGCGGUUGAGGAGGCGGAAGAUAUUGGCGAGGUCCUUCCCGACCACUGGUCCGGUACUGUUCCGGUGUUUAAACCAACAAUGAAGCAAUUCCAGGACUUCAAAGUCUUCAUGACCAAAGUCGACAAGUACGGCAUGAAGUCUGGAAUCAUUAAAAUCAUUCCGCCCCAAGAAUGGAAGGAUUCGCUACCUCCAUAUGACGACAUGGUGAAGCAGGUCAGGGUGCGCGAACCGAUCAAGCAAGAGAUCAUGGGAUCCAAUGGCACGUAUAGACAGGUCAACAUUCUUCACCAGCGAUCCUACAAUCUGCCGCAAUGGAGACAGCUCUGCGAACAGAGCGAACACCAACCUCCUGCGAGACGAGGCGAGCGCCGUGCCAAUGCCGAAAAGAAGCCAUCCACCCGAUCACGCGCCGCUGCCAACUCUGGCGCCCCCAGGCCGGCUGCCGCUCCAGCCAAAAAGCGUGGCAGAGGAGGUAGAGCAACACGCGCUUCGGCCAGGACGGCGAAGAAUGAGCCAGCCGAGGAGGAGGAGCGGCCAAUGACACCUGUGUCUCCGGUGCCCGAGAAGGAAGAAGUCGUAGACUCUGUCGAGCAGGACCCGGGUGUCAAAGAGGAGGAACAGUGUGACGAAGAUGAUGGCGCGCCAGCACCGCGUCGGAUGGGUUUCUCCAGACAAGGGAAGCCCAAGAUGCAAUCCGUGUCUGCCCGACGGAAAUACGUUCGCCGUGAAGGUUCUGCCAUGAUUGACGAGGCCGCGUUCAAGGACUGGGAUUAUCGGAUGGACGUGUCAGACUUCACCCCGGAGCGCUGUGAGGAGUUGGAAAGGAUUUACUGGAAGACGCUCACAUAUGCCUCGCCACUGUACGGCGCUGACCUUCUCGGUACACUGUUCAGUGAGGAUGUCAAGCUUUGGAACCUGAACAAGCUGCCGAAUCUGUUGGAUGUUCUGGGUACCAAGGUUCCCGGUGUCAACACUGCUUAUCUCUAUCUUGGCAUGUGGAAGGCAACGUUUGCAUGGCAUUUGGAGGACGUGGAUCUCUACAGCAUCAACUACUUGCAUUUCGGCGCACCAAAACAAUGGUACAGUAUCUCUCAAGCCGACGCGCGACGAUUCGAGGCGGCCAUGAAGAAUAUUUGGCCAACGGAGGCCAAAUCAUGUGACCAAUUCCUCAGGCACAAGGGCUUCCUGAUCUCGCCUGCUCAUCUCAAGCAACACUACAACAUUACCGUCAACAAGUGCGUUUCGUACCCUGGCGAGUUCGUGGUGACGUAUCCCUAUGGUUAUCAUUCUGGCUAUAACCUCGGUUACAAUUGCGCUGAGGCCGUCAACUUUGCCCUGGACAGCUGGCUGCCAAUGGGCAAGAUUGCCAAAAGAUGCCAGUGUGCUCAGGCACAGGACAGCGUAUGGGUAGAUGUUUACGAGAUCGAGAGGAAGCUCCGUGGCGAGGAAACCGAGUAUGAGGAGACAGAAGAUGAGGACGAGGAUGAGGACGACGACGAUGGUGAUAUCGAACUGAAUGGCGGGCUUCCGAGUCCCCCUCACAGCCAUGGUGUCCGGGUUAGAGCUCCGGGCAGAAAACGUAAGAGGGGAGCAAACGACAAUGAUGGAUCGGAGAGAAGAGCCAAGAAGGUUCGCGUGCGUGUCAAGCCCCAUAUCGAACCCCCGUGCUGCCUCUGUCCCAACGACAUCCCCGGGGCCGAAAUCAUGUCGACGGACGAUGGUCGCAAAGCGCAUCGCAUGUGCGCUCUCUACCUUCCCGAGACUUAUAUCGAGGAAGUUGAUGGACAAGAAAUCAUUGCCAAUAUUGGAGGUAUCAACAAGGACCGCCUGGAGCUCAAGUGCUUGUAUUGCCGUUCCAAGAAGGGCGCGUGCUUCCAGUGUUCUCAGAAGAAAUGCCACAGGUCGUAUCACGCGACUUGCGCGGCAGCUGCGGGAGUGUUUGUGGAGGAGUCCGAGGUGCCGGUGUUUGGUGAGGAUGGGACUGAGUACAAAGAACAGGCGUUCGAGUUCAGCUGCCGUUUCCACCGGACCAAGCGAGACAGAAAGGCUCAGGGCGGUGUCUUGGAGGACGACCCGAGAGUGCGGGAGGUGGCAGCUGCACUCAAGCAGAACGACAUAUGCCAGCUGCAGUACUUCCGAGGCGAGAUCUUUGCUGGUGUGGUGGUGGAGAACCGUGCGGAUGAAGAGAUGCUUCUUCUUGAUGUCAUUCCGAAUGGCGAUCGAGUUGAGGUUGAAUGGAAGUGGCUGCUGCUGCCCGACCCCGCGGAUUACCGUUUGCCCAAAGCUUCGGCCAAUGCGGUCCCGAUGCCGACGUGCAGAAAAGCGAAGCAGGAGAUCAAUGCCAAACGUGCCGUCGACGAGGUCCCACGAAAGAACGACGAGUUCGGCACUGGGCUUGUCUGGGCCGAAUUCCACACCAGCGAUCCCAUCAGAAACCGCCAGCAGGUCAAGAUUGACUUUGCCAAAGAAAACCAAGUCUGGCACUACCUGGGAAAGACGUCGACAGAAGCCAAGGCUCAGUACACCGAGAAUAUCGCCAGGCCUCAGCACAAUCUCAAGAGCAACUUUUUGGACUCGAUUCCCAAACCAGUCUCGGCGGUUUCCGUGUCUUUGCUACCUCAGCAGGUCCGCAGCAGGACAUUCACGGCGGCAUACCCAGGCCAGGUUCCGUUUGCUGGCGGAUUUUCAGCCAUUUCACACCACGGAACACCGCUGGGACCAUUGGCUCCUAAGCAACCAAAGCCCUACAUGUACAAACCUAAGAAUUCUACCGAGCCACUGUCCCAGCCUGUGCAAUUUAUGCCGCACAAAUUUGCACUUGACCCAGCUACGCCGGCGGCACCUUUCUUGCAGAUGCAGCCCCACCAGCUGCAGCAGCAGCAUCAGUACAUCCAGCCACACCAGAUGCAUUAUCAGCAGCCCAUCCAACCUGCGCCUGCCCCUGUGCAACGGCAUCCAAUGCCCCCUCCACCUCAACCUCAGCCUCAGCAUACCUUCCAGCAGCAAGUUUUCCAGCUUCAGCCUGCCCCUCCUCCACCUGCUCAGCAGCAGCCGCAACCUCCUCCUCGGCUGCAAGUCAAGCACUACCAGCCGCCCCUGAAGGAAUCCCGGAAGAAGAGUUCGUCGACAUCCUAUUCGUCGGAACGUUUCACGCCCGUCGGAGGUAGUAAUGGAUUCCCGCAGCUUCCUGGCUUGACCUGGCCCCCCGCUCACAUGAAAUCAGGGCAAUACAAUCAGCCUCCUAGAGACUGGCCUCAAUCUGCGGCAGACAGGCCGCCCAUGACUUUGGCGAUGAAGCCCAAGGGUCCUGGAGAGGGGCAGCCGCAGAUCCAUGCGUACCAAAAGUACGCGUUUUUCCAAGUUCAUCACAACAGGGAUCCAGUCAGAUAUCAGACUCCUUAUGGGCCAGGAGGAGGCUUCGUCAACGGCUACGAGCGUAACCAUCGCGCAUUUUUGAUGCAAGCUCAGCAGGCCUUGAACGGAGGCAAGAAGAAAGCGCCAAUGAGGACACUUCCUCCCCUGCAGCAGACCAAGAGCAUCCAACCACAAGCUACCCCAUCGCCUGGACCAGGUGGUCGGCCACAGGGCGGAUACUCAUCUCCAUAUGCGCAGAUUCUGCCCCGCCCCGACACCGCAAGCAGCCAACAGUCGCCAUUCACUUUUGACAACUUAAGAACGGGUUUCUCGCCGUCGCCCGUGUCACCCUACCAGCAGCACCAAGGGUUCUCAGUGCCCACGACACCUGCGAGCUCAUCAACGUACGAGAUGAAGCAGCCAGUAUCGGCUCCACUGCAUCCUGCCAUCAACCCACAGUACGGGACUUCGUUCCAGCAACAACCACCAUCAGGUGGAAAUGACCAAACCAACCAACAGACAUGGUCUGCGAGUUCUCAAGUAUCAACGCCUGUACCUAUCCCCCAGCAGCGACCGAUAAACUCCGCACCUCCGCCCCCUAAGCCAGCUUUUACCAAGCAAAGUCAUAGCCCGAUUCCUCUGCCACCGUAUGUUAGGCAGAUGACAAAUGGCCAAAAGUCAUCACCUCUGAGCAAACCACCGGAGCAGGCGGCGCCUCAGCAGACGAUGCCGAUGCCCCAACCUCAGUACCUGGGGCAUACUCCGUCUGGAAUGUCUACUAUGCAAAGCUACUCAUAUCCUGAGCCUCAGUCUGGACCGGUUCUUGAGAACGGAUGGAGACCAGGUUCUGACCCUAUGGUGAUGGCAACAACCCCAAGCCCAGCGACCCAGGCAUCCACGCACUAUCAACAAAUUUCGACUCCAGAGCAACAUCAGCAACAGUCGGCAAACAUGACGUAUCCUCCACCGCCAACACCUGACGGGGAUCCGCAGAAAGAACUUACCAAGAGGAUAAUGCUCAGCCUUAGGCGGGCAAGUCAGCAAAUGGGGCCGCUGAACCUGUAGGGUGGUGUUGAAUGAUGUUUCUCUUGACAAGGCUAUGUAUUUCUGAACUUCUGGCGCGAAGACUGGGCAUGGGAUGGGUUGAACAUGGCAAGGCAAGGUACGGGUAUGAUACUCCAUGGCGUUUGUGGCUAGGGUGGCCCCUACCUAAUGGCUGGUUGGCAUGGAACAAACUUUGGGGGUCGGAAGGGGGGUAAUUCAUGCUCAAAUGAGCUACUUUGUGUUUCUUUUUGCUAUGGGUUUUACUUCAUCGGUGAUGCAUAUAUAAUGUAUGAUAUCAUUAAGUCACUUGCUAAGCGGAUUGAGGAAGCGAUUUGUAUGUUUUACAUCUGGUAAACGAGAUGGGAAGUCCAGACUUUGGGAGGAAGAGAGAAAUGGACGGGACAGCGCGGUAUCUUUUGGGUGUUAUAGGAGUAGGGGUUAGGGGGGCAAGACUUGUACCCUGUGAAGGGUAAUUAUGUAGUGUUGAACAUGGGGACUAGGGAAGGAUUAGUUAAACUAAGCAAGAAAUCAUUGCUCCAAUUGUGGU
This is a messenger RNA of Podospora bellae-mahoneyi, 6187 nucleotides long. RefSeq lists its product as uncharacterized. The record is from RefSeq and is a predicted model, not a curated record. Lineage: Eukaryota; Fungi; Ascomycota; Sordariomycetes; Sordariales; Podosporaceae. The transcript has 4 exons. Bases 922 to 5661 code for a protein of 1579 amino acids. Gene Ontology annotation, cellular component: chromatin; nucleus. Gene Ontology annotation, molecular function: histone H3K9 demethylase activity; histone H3K36 demethylase activity. Gene Ontology annotation, biological process: regulation of gene expression; chromatin remodeling.